GCAUUUUUUUUGCCCUUUUUUUUGUUUUUUUUUUUUUUAAGGCUUCAGUUUCCCAGAUCACUCUCCCCCAGUCUCGAGAUAAAGUAUACGUAUAUUUAAAUUGUUUAUUUAACAAACAUAUAAUGUAAAAAGACUUAAAAGGCUCAAAAAGCAGCAUAUUACGUAUACAGACACCCACCACUACCACCCACCGUCUCUUUUAUUCUCCAUCUUUUUCGUCUGCUAGAAAUCUCUAUCUCUCUACAUACCCAUCUUUCUUCUUCUCUGAAGAGCCUUUCUUGAUUUGGUGGAGUUUCAAGCAAAUCUUUCAUAAGGAAUAUAUAUUUUUUAUUUUUAGUUCUCAAUUGUUUUUACUAUAGCAUCUUGCAUCAAUCAUGGCUGCUUUAGCGUAUAUAGUGUUUCUCUUAGCCCUCGCUGGCCGGUCAAGUGCUACAUAUUGUGUAUGUAAAGAUGGAGGAACUGAUCAAACCCUUCAGAAGGCGCUGGAUUAUGCUUGUGGAGCUGGAGCUGAUUGUUCACCGAUCCUUCAAAAUGGUGUUUGUUACAAUCCAAAUACUGUAAAAGCCCACUGUGAUUAUGCUGUUAACAGCUAUUUCCAGAAAAAGAAUCAAGCUACUGGGUCCUGUGAUUUUUCAGGCAUUGCCACACAGACUAACACUGCUCCGUCUGGCCAAACUACAACUUGUGUAUACCCUGCAGGUCCCAGCCAAGCUGGAGGUAGUACCAAUACAACAACACCUCCAACAACGCCAAGCACAACACCAACAACGCCAAGCACAACACCAACAACAACUCCUAGCACUACACCAACAACAACACCAAGCACAGGCACAGGCACAGGCACAGGCACUACUACCACAACCAGUCCUACUACCUUUGGUAUUAGCCCAGCCGGAACAACCAGCAUCAAUGACUCAAGUGCUGAGGCAAUUCAAGGCAAUAAAUUGCUUUUUUCUUUAUUCCUCAUGUUCUUCUGGUUUUCAAGCUUUUUGAUGUGGGGAUGAAUAUAGACACAGUAUGUUUAAAAAGAGGUAUAUGUUGGGGGAAGAAGUGGGGGAGAGGUUUGAUGUGUGGAUAACAUUUUAGCCACGGUCAGGAGCACUAUGGAUGGGUAGAGAAACAUCUAGACGCAAACCCCAGUAGGGUUUUUUUUUUUUUUUUGGGUUGUGGUUGGGUUUUUCUCCACCCCCCUAUGAGAAAAGCUGAGGAAUUUGAUUCCUUUUGUGAAUGGUGAUAUGACAGCUAAUGGGGGGCUGUAGAACCUGAUCUUGUUUUUAGAUUUUUAUUUUUAUUUUUUUGGUCCUUUUUGUAUAUCUAAGAGCUGUAUUUUUUUAAUUUCAUGGAAAAACUCUGCUCCCCCAUCUUCUCUA
Ziziphus jujuba (common jujube) is the source of this 1370-nucleotide messenger RNA. RefSeq names its product PLASMODESMATA CALLOSE-BINDING PROTEIN 3. Lineage: Eukaryota; Viridiplantae; Streptophyta; Magnoliopsida; Rosales; Rhamnaceae. Bases 375 to 1004 code for a protein of 209 amino acids. The record is from RefSeq and is a predicted model, not a curated record. The transcript is spliced from 4 exons.